Molecule: messenger RNA, 1983 nt
Organism: Alternaria burnsii
Lineage: Eukaryota; Fungi; Ascomycota; Dothideomycetes; Pleosporales; Pleosporaceae
Product: dna-dependent protein kinase
Exons: 2
Coding region: 1-1983 (660 amino acids)
Biological process (GO): telomere maintenance; cellular response to X-ray; double-strand break repair via nonhomologous end joining
Cellular component (GO): Ku70:Ku80 complex; nucleus
Molecular function (GO): DNA helicase activity; double-stranded DNA binding; damaged DNA binding
Source: RefSeq, a predicted model, not a curated record
AUGGCGGCACCACAAGACAAUCGGCCAGGCGAAGAGGAAGAGGAAGAGGAGGAGAUUGACGAGUCUAGUUACAAGACAAUCAAAGAUGCCGUCCUCUUCGCCAUCGACGUUAGCCCAACUAUGCUUGAGAAACCCCCCAAAUCAGAAGAUAAGAAAGCUGAGCGCGAUUCGCCGACGUCUGCUGCUCUGAAAUGCGCCUAUCAAUUAAUGCAGCAACGAAUCAUCUCAAAUCCAAACGACAUGAUGGGUAUACUAUUAUUUGGCACUGAGACGACAGACUUGAAGGACGGUGACAACACGUUUCAAAACUGCUAUCUCCUUGCAGACCUUGACGUGCCAUCAGCUCAGGAUGUCAAGAGGCUCAGAGAUAUGGUGGAGAAUGAAGAAGAGGCCGAAGAGAUACUGAAGCCAACCAAGGAUGGUGCCAGCAUGGCAACCGUGCUGUUCUGUGCAAACCAAAUCUUCACUACAAAAGCGCCCAACUUUUCGUCUAGACGAUUGUUCCUAGUGACAGACAACGACUACCCAGUCAAGGUAAAAGCAGACAAGGACACAGCAGUCACACGGGCUCGCGACUUAUACGAUCUUGGUUGUACUAUCGACCUAUUCCCCAUAUCGCAACCAGACCAUACCUUCGAUCGAUCGCGUUUCUAUGAUGACCUCGUGUACCCAACAUCACCAUCCGAUCCUGACGCGCCCGUUGCCAUACCGUCGACUACCAAAGUUGCGAAGAGUGGCGAAGGCAUAUCUCUUCUCAAGCAACUCAUCUCUUCCAUCAAUUCCAAAGCUGCACCCCGCCGCGCUCUAUUCUCAUUACCCAUGGAGCUUGGUCCCGAUCUCCGUAUUGGUGUAAAGGGAUACAUCCUUAUCAAACGUCAGGAACAUGUCAAGUCUUGCUACGUAUGGGUUGGCGGUGAAAAGCCGCAGAUCGCGGUGUCUACAACCACACAGAUGGCAAACGAAUCAGCCCGGGCCAUUGAGAAGACCGAGCUGCGGAAAGCGUACAAGUUUGGCGGCGAUGCAAUCACCUUCACGCCCGAAGAGAUCACACAAAUACGGCAAUGUUUUGGUGAGCCUGUAAUUCGGAUCAUUGGCUUCAAGCCCAUUUCCAGCGUUCCUAUCUGGACUAACACGAACAAAUCAACUUUCAUCUACCCCUCAGAAGCAGAUUACAUUGGUUCAACCCGUGUCUUCUCAGCCUUACAGCAAAAAUUGCUAAAGUCUCAGAAGAUGGGCUUAGUAUGGUUCAUUCCGCGCCGCAACGCUGCACCCACGCUUGCAGCCCUCAUCCCCAGCGAAGAGAGGAUAAAUGAAGAAGGCGAGCAAUUAAUGCCACCGGGACUUUGGCUCGUACCCCUCCCCUUCGCAGACGACAUUCGGCAAUUUCCAACGCCACCGGAGCAACCACUCAAGACCACAGAUGCGCUGACCGACAAGAUGCGCCUCAUCAUCGAGCAACUUCAACUACCCAAAGGCAUAUACGAUCCUUCCAGAUACCCUAACCCAGAUUUGCAAUGGUUCUACCGCAUCUUACAAGCGCUGGCCCUCGAAGAAGAACUACCGGUCCACCCCGAAGACAAAACCAUUCCUCGUUACAAGCAAAUUGACAAGCGGUGUGGUGAGUACAUUGAAGACUAUGGUAAAGAAUUUGAAGAAGCAUACGCACAACAGCAAAAGUCCGCGCUAGCUCAUCGCACUAAGCCUACAGCAAAGAAACGCCCGGGUGGCGGUGCAGAUGGUGAGGAUAAGCCAGCCGCUAAGAGAGUCAAGAAAGAACCAAUGGUCAAAGCUGAAGACGGUGGGGAAGAAGAAGAUGGUAUGACUGAUCAGCAAAUGGCGGAUCUGAACAACAGUGGAAAAAUCAGCAAGCAAACAGUUGCUGUGCUGAAGCAAUGGCUCAGCGCAAGGGGUCAGAGCAUUGGGGGUAAGAAAGCAGAGCUUCUGGAGAGAGUGCAGGAGUAUCUCGAGGGCAAGGGUCUGUGA